AUGGACAUGAGGAGAAGCUCGUUUGAAGAUGAGUUGAGAUUAAAGUCUAAAGAAUUGGGUAAGAAAAGAGAUGAUUCUUACACUGGUUUGCCCGUAAUUACUUGUGUCUAUGUGGAUUUGAAUGUUACUGAUGUUACAAGUAUGAAUCCUCGAUUACCGUCACUCGACGCGGAUGCAAGGUUGAUUUCUCUGGGAAAUGACACGCCGUGUUUGAGCAUUCAUGGAUGUGUGGCAAAGCUUUUCAUUUUAGCGUUGAAUUGUCACGACAACAAUGUGGCGGGGGUGCCCGCCAUAUCUUAUAUCCAACACGGUUUUAUACCGUCACCACCACCUCCUCCUUAUUUCUACAAGUCUCCACCACCACCACCUUACAAGUAUGAGUCACCACCGCCUCCUCCAUAUCUUUACAAAUCCCCACCACCACCUCCUUAUAAAUAUGAGUCACCCCCACCUCCACCCUACAAAUAUGAGUCGCCGCCACCUCCUCCAUAUGUUUACAAGUCUCCUCCACCACCGCCUUACAAGUAUGAAUCACCUCCGCCUCCACCUUACAAAUAUGAGUCACCUCCACCACCUCCUUACAAAUAUGAAUCACCACCACCUCCUCCCUAUGUCUACAAAUCCCCACCACCACCACCGUACAAAUACGAGUCUCCUCCACCUCCACCGUACAUUUACAAAUCUCCACCGCCACCUCCUUAUAAAUACGAAUCACCACCACCCCCUCCAUAUAUCUACAAAUCUCCACCACCACCCCCUUAUAAAUACGAAUCACCUCCACCUCCACCUUACAAAUACGAGUCACCACCACCUCCACCUUACCUGUACAAGUCUCCACCACCACCUCCCUAUAAGUAUGAGUCACCCCCACCCCCACCUUACAAAUACAAGUCACCACCACCUCCUCUAUAUGUUUACAUGUCACCACCACCACCAGCAUAUCUUUACACAUCACCACCUCCACCAUAUCACUACUAAUCACCCCACCCUAUACACACCAUCUGAUUAUUUAUCCACAAACCAUCAAGAUUGCAUUAAAUAAACCCUAGUUCUUUGUUUGUUCACUUCAUCAUAAGUAUUGUUAAAAAAUAAGUUCUUUACUCUCUUCUAUUACCCAUAAUGCUCAGCAUCUUGCCAAGAAGGAGUUGCGGACCAAAAAAGAGUCAAAUGAUCCAUGCAUGCCAAUUUCUCUCUUUGAUCUUCAAUGUAUUUUAUGUUUCUUCAUGUACUUUAUAUAUUAAUGGAAAGUUAAUUAUUUUGAACGAUA
Salvia splendens (bonfire salvia) is the source of this 1267-nucleotide messenger RNA. RefSeq names its product extensin-like. Gene Ontology annotation, molecular function: structural constituent of cell wall. Gene Ontology annotation, biological process: plant-type cell wall organization. Bases 1 to 978 code for a protein of 325 amino acids. Lineage: Eukaryota; Viridiplantae; Streptophyta; Magnoliopsida; Lamiales; Lamiaceae. The record is from RefSeq and is a predicted model, not a curated record. The transcript is spliced from 2 exons.